Penaeus vannamei (Pacific white shrimp) is the source of this 4875-nucleotide messenger RNA. NCBI's taxonomy places the organism in Eukaryota, Metazoa, Arthropoda, Malacostraca, Decapoda, Penaeidae. The record is from RefSeq and is a predicted model, not a curated record.
AUGCGGCUUGACAUAUUGGGUAUGUUGAUAUUGUUGAUCUUUUUACUGUGCGGUACGUGUGCUCAGGAAACUGAUGAUGCCCAGGUUAAAGAGCGGUAUGAGAGCGAGGACAUGUCCGGCGCCGGUGUUGAUGAUGCGAGUAACGAAGAGGGUGGUGAUGGAGGAGCUGAAAGUCGUUACGAAAUGGAAGAACUAGACAAAGACGACGCGAGAAAUACUUCCAUGGAGGGCGAUACCAAGUCUGUUAUCCUUAUCAACCCCAGUCGGCUGUACGACCGCGUGAAGGAGCUGCACGACAUGCUUGCCCAUCAUCGUUUGUACUAUGACCUUCUCUCACGGCAAGACUUCCAUGUGAUUGUAGACGAAGUAACUCGUUUGCCCCAAUACUUCAGCGACCUGCCUUUCCACGACGCAACACUCGCACCUGAUAGCAGAGAGGCCCAACCCUUUGACUCGUACUAUGUGAAAGAAAAAGAUAAAGUGCCCGUUAAUCCUUCUCUCUUUAAGUCAGUGUAUAAGCUCCACCAACAGCUGAGUCAGGCAGAGCCACUGGUGCACAGCGCCGCCUCUGCCCUCCAGGAGGUCAUUCCUCAGUAUCACCUGGAUGAAGAUGCGGCCAUGGACAUGAUUCAUGAACUUCUACCUCAACCAGGCGUCCAAAUGGAAGUUGCCGAUCUUGGGCCACUGACAACUCCGCCGACCAAUUCUUCCUCGUCGCUCUCAGUCAACCCCCAUUCCAGCGAGCACCGCAACGAUACAUCUACUUCAUCUCAGUCAUCCAUCCCUGUUACUAAUUCACCAAUAACGAACCCGCAAGCCACUCCAAUGCCUAUUGAAUCGACAGUCUCCAUCUCGCCUUUUGGAGUUCCAAUAGGCGAUGAAAAACCUGUGGAAACUAUUGCAAGCUCAGGGUCAUCUGUUAACCGAAAUGAGAUCAUACAUGAAAUCAGUGAAAGUCUGUCAAACCAAAUCAAUAUGACUCAGAACAAGACUGAUCUGCCAUCAGGUAAUGCAUCAGAUUCCAAACCCUUAAAUCCAACAAGCUCUCAGAUUAGAGGAAACAGUGGUAUGAAGGACAUUCAAGAGAUAAGUCCCAGUACGUUCUGGUGGAGACCCCCGUUUGGCAACAUCCCCGUAGGCCUAUUGCCUCUUCAUAACAACAGAACGCAAAGCACUAGUGAUGCAACAACACAACGUCCCUUACCUAUUACUGACUGGGUAGUUAAUCCUGACGAGUCUGAACCAUUUGACGAUGAUUUACUCAAGACGAAUGAACAAACAAAUCCAGGUGAAGAGCAAGAAAAGCUUUCUUUCACGCAGACUAAGACAGUAAAUAUCAUCGAGACUUCACCCCUUCACUUAGGAAAUUAUUUCAGUUUAAGACAUCCUCCUCAAAGGGGCUUUCUCGUCCCUGUUGAUGAAGACUUUACCCCAAAGCCAUCCUCUACAGGGUUUGCGCUUCACAAUGUCCCAACUUUAAAUGAUAUGUCUUCUGAAUAUGGUCAGCAAAUAUCUCUCAUCCGAACUCCUACUCUCUCCGUUCAACUCCAAGAAACUCCAUCGGAGCCAUUGAAAGUCCAGCCACUUUUAACAGUGAAGGAUAGUCUUUUCCACCCGUCUCUGUUCUCCAUGCACGCUCCAGUGGGUACGAUUCAGUCUCCUCAAAUCACAGAAGUAUCUAACAGUCAUCAACAAUCCCAGACUGUUUCUUCACUGUUUUCACGUCCAGAAGAGUUCUCAACUAUGUUCUCUUUUUUGUCCCCAUCUACAUCUUCCACGGCGAAUCUCAUUUCUGUUGGAUUAGAACCGUCAAUACACCCGUCACUUUUAUCAUCAUUGCCUCUUCCAUCAAAACCACAGGAAGAUAUCAUUGAUAAACUAAAUAGUAUUCCGUCUCAUGGAUCUUUGUAUCAUGAUUUAGAAACUCCAGUUAUGGAUAAAAAAAUAGAAAAUGCGAAAAUGCCAAUCGAACUCGAAACUGAGGUACCUACUACUGCUUCUCUGAGUGUUCCAACCCACUUAUCCCAGGACUCAAAUCAUCCGUUUUUAUCCAGAGUAUCAGCUAUGCAGGAUUCUCAGUCGCCGUUAUCCUUAGAUGAACAAGAUUUGAAGUCCCAAUCGUCCAGUGUUUGGCAAAUGCACGAACAAAAAGACAGCGGGAAUGGAACGUCUCUGUCGCAGAGUGCACUAGAAAUGAUACUCUCAAUGCAUCAGUCACUCACCACUCAGAGCCCAAGCGAGACGCCACUGUCUAACAAGGGGCACAUAGGCAUGAACUUUUCAAAGAAGUGGACUAAUAUCUCGAGCAUUCAUCAGGACUUUGAUAUUUCCAGUCAAGCAGAUACAGAAGCUCCUUGGAUGCAUCAGGGCUUGGCUUCGUUUUCUCAGGGAACUCUUGAGGAGGACAGCCCCCAGAUAUACUCGAGCACAGAACGCUUACAGCCAGGACAACGACCACCGUCCUUUGCUUCGCAUUAUCAAAAUGCAUCUUCCAGUGCUGACUCAGAUGUCAGUGCCGAAUCGCAUUAUGAUAUCAGUGUCAGUAUAGUCAGCAGAAAUAAGGAUAAUUCUAAUGAGGAUAGUGAUCAGGGAGCUCCAACAAUUAAUAAUCAUGCGGAGUUGUUUUCAACCAUACCAGCAUAUGUCACUACAGAGACUCAGAAUGAGGACAUUCAUUUCGGUAGUCAUCCACAACAAAUAAUUGAUUCAGACUACUACACUUACGAUGACUAUUACUACUAUGAUAAUUACAAUUAUUACGAUUACCCAGCAUACCAAGCACAGGCACCAAUAAGGGGGAGAGCAGAAAAUUCGCCCCCAAAUAUCGAAGUUUCGCUCGACAUCUCAAAAAUUCCGGGCGCCGUCCUGGUGUCAACAGAAGGCCAAGAGGUGCAAGAGUCCGUUCCUGAGGCAGCCUCGCGUUCCACUCUCCGACCACCACCUCGGCGACCUGCUCUAAGGCCCCGUCCAAGACCAGAUGCUAAUAAUAGCAUAAGACAAAGUAUAGGUAAUAACUUACGGCCCCGCCCUAACAGGCCAUUUUUCCGACCAAUCCCCAGCAGAACGAGCUCCAACAAUCCUUUAGGCUUUCCGCGACGACCAACCACGACGACACCGCCUCCUCCACAGGCUAUCGAUCGUCUUAGUCUGUUAAUGUCUCAAGGUGGUACCACUGUGCCUCCCAUCACCUCCACGACUCGCAGUGGUCCAACACGCCAACAGUUACAGGACGCCCUUCAGCUGCUGGUUGCACUACAGGAAAAUUUCAAUGAAGAAUCGACUUCAAGGCCCCCAGCUACCCAAUCGCCAGUUUCAGCAUCCAUUAUUAACCUUCCGAAUCCUCAGAGUUCCGGCACUGGAUUCCAAGUCUCGUUGUCCCAGAGGGUUUCCGGGCAGAACCAGCAAUUUGAGGCUUCUGUCGGUGAGCCAGUGUAUCCUCCAGCGCCACCCCCGUUACCUGGCCCUCCUGGACCAAUCCCUGUCCCUAGCGGAGUCUUAACAGGUGCUCCAAAUCCUGGCAUCACAAACCGGCCAGGGGCUCCUGCUCCUAAUCCCUACCCUGGUUACAGACCUGGAUCUUUCUCACCAUUUACACAUGGUUACCCGGGUUAUCCUUCAUCACAAUAUCCUUAUCCACCUAACCAAUAUCCUUAUUACCCACCUUACCCUCCCUACCCAUACCCAUACCCAUAUCCCCCAUCGAAUAAUGGGUGUCGAGGAGGCGGGGCGUCGACCAGCACUUCAACAGGGCCUGGUUCCGCAGCAGCCGCAGCAGCAGCAGGGGGAGGCUGUGGCGGAGGCUCUACAUCAACAUCCACGUCAGUUGGCCAAAGCGCCGGCGCAGCACCCGGCUCCGUGUCUGUAGGAGGAGGAGGAGGCGCUCCUGCCAAUCCUUCUCCGCCAGCGGCUCCUCAACAAAGCGUAGUUAGCGCUCCAGCACCUCCGCCUAGGGACCCCGCUCCUCCAGCUCCUUCUUCUACUCGUGCGCCGCCCUUCAGCAUCAGCUUUGGCACAGGGUCGACCACGACGGAGGCGCCGGCGGUGUCGCAGGAAGAGUACAAUCACGUAAUUUCAGCUCUCCACACGCUCAUGUCGUACCUGAACCGCACCACCACUCAGUCUAGAGAUAUACCUCUCAUGAAGAUGCCCACGUCGCGCCCCCGUACCACUACCUCCAGGCCGAUAGCUCGCCCUUUCCUCCAUCAUCUGGAUAUCCUUCUGGCAAGGCCGGCGGGUCCUAGACCUCCGGCACCUCCUCCCAGGGCCCCUGGCGUCAGCUUGCCGCAAAACCUUCCUUAUGGCGGCCACAUCGGGCAGGGUCAACACGGGCAGCUGGAGGCCGUCAGGCCCUCGACCACAGCUGCGCCGUCGCCAUUCAGCGUCAGUGUCGACGUCUACGUUCCGAUACUGUCCGAGCUCCUGAGCGGCGGUUCAACGACGCCUUCGCCAGCGGCUGCUGUUACGCAGCCCGUGCUCGUCUUCAGACCCCAGCCUAGACCUGGGCCCUUGGGUGCUGGCGGGGUCUCACGGCGUCCUCAGGGGCAGACUAUCCAAGAAUUAAUACACGACGACCACGACCCCAAGACCUCGACGAGGAGGAAUAGCUGGCCUUCUGCAGAACAUAUUCCGGAGGAACUCCGAAACGACCACCACGCCUCGGACAGUCCCACCAAAGACGUUCACAUCAUCCCCUACCCUUCGCCCCUGCCAGGCUUUGGGUCCCAGCAACAACAGCAGGGCUCGUAUCCGUAUUCGUCGCCCCAGGCAUCCUGUUUUAUCUGCCGCCGUCGGAAAUGGCUCAAUAUAUUUCAGACUUUAAAUAACAGAGGUGAGUCAAAGACUAGCGAGCGAGGAUAUAGUCCUGCAGGAGCUUAA